Spea bombifrons (plains spadefoot toad) is the source of this 1876-nucleotide messenger RNA. It is a transcript of the gene SCTR, whose product is annotated as secretin receptor. Bases 63 to 1412 code for a protein of 449 amino acids. Gene Ontology annotation, cellular component: plasma membrane. Lineage: Eukaryota; Metazoa; Chordata; Amphibia; Anura; Pelobatidae. The record is from RefSeq and is a predicted model, not a curated record. Gene Ontology annotation, molecular function: vasoactive intestinal polypeptide receptor activity; secretin receptor activity; peptide hormone binding. The transcript is spliced from 13 exons. Gene Ontology annotation, biological process: adenylate cyclase-modulating G protein-coupled receptor signaling pathway; cell surface receptor signaling pathway.
AGGGGCAAUACCCCAACAUGACCGCCGACGAGCGCGGCUGACCGAGCCGACCGGUGUCCAACAUGUGGAGCUUUCCGGUAGCCGUACUCCUUGGCAUCAGCUCCCCGGUUGGGGGCAUCCAGCUCUUAUGCGACCUGCUGGGAGUCCUGCACCGACAGGAGGAACUCUGCAGCGAGGAGCUCACAGCGGAGCAGAACAACGCGUCCAUCAAACAGUGGGCACAGGAGGGAUGCGCAGGAAUGUGGGAUAAUCUGAGCUGCUGGCCGUCGGUCGCCCUCGGAGACACCGUCAUCAGACCGUGCCCAGAGAUCCUGCAAAUCAUCACCGGGACCAAAGGGUUUGUGUAUCGAAACUGCACAGAAGACGGGUGGUCCGGGACGUUCCCCCCGGUGCACGUGGCCUGUGGGUACGACGUCAAUGACACCGUUUUUGAGGAUGUGAAAACCUAUUACAUGCACCUGAAGACGCUGUACUCGGUGGGUUACGGGACGUCGCUGGUGUCUCUGUCGCUCGCUCUGCUCCUCUUGGCCUCGUUCAGGAGGCUCCGUUGCACUCGCAACUACAUCCACAUGCACCUGUUUGCGUCGUUCAUCUUGCGAGCGAUGUCCAUCUUCAUUAAGGACGCCGUGCUCUUCUCUGCGGAGGACGCUCAGUACUGCAGCGUUUACUUGGACGGCUGUAAAUACAUCAUGAUUUUCUUCCAAUACUGCAUCAUGGCCAAUUACAGCUGGCUGCUGGUGGAGGGGCUCUAUCUGCACACCCUGCUCGUCGUCUCCUUCUUCUCCGAGUGGAAGUACUUCUGCUGGUACAUUGCCCUGGGCUGGGGCUCGCCUCUGGUGUUUAUCAUAGCCUGGUCCAUCUGCCGGCAUCUGUAUGAGAACAUUGGUUGCUGGGACAUUAAUUCCAACGCCAGCGUCUGGUGGAUUAUCCGAGGGCCCGUCGUUCUGUCCAUAUUUAUUAACUUCAUCCUCUUUGUACGAAUUAUACGAAUCCUGAUGAAGAAACUGAGGACGUCCGACGUCUGGGGGAGCGAUUUGGGGCAAUACAAGCGGCUCGCGAGGUCUACGUUGCUGCUGAUCCCACUUUUCGGGGUGCAUUACAUCAUCUUCGCCUUCUUCCCUGAAGAUGUCAGCAGUGGAACCGUAGAGAUCCGUCUGUCCUUCGAGUUGGCCCUGGGAUCCUUCCAGGGCUUCGUCGUGGCCGUCCUUUACUGCUUCCUCAACGGAGAGGUCCAGUUUGAGAUCCAGCGGAAGUGGCGAAGAUGGCACCUGAGGGAUUACUUCUGGUUACGGCAGCAAAAGAACUCCGUGGUCAGCAAUGGCGGCAGCGCCCUCACCCAGGUGAUGCAGGUCAGCAGGAGCAGCCAGAGGGAGCAGAGAUCCUCCAUCGGCCAGAAAUCCAGCAUCAUGUGAGCAGAGAUCCCAAAAGAUCACCCAGCCUCGUGCGAACGGGGAUCCAGAGAGAUCUCGCUGAUCCAGCCUCGUGAGAACAGGGAUCCAGAGAGAUCUCGCUCAUCCAGCCUCAUGAGAACAGGGAUCCAGAGAGAUCUCGCUGAUCCAGCCUUGUGAGAACAGGGAUCCAGAGAGAUCUCGCUGAUCCAGCCCAUCAUCAUGAUCACUAAACCCAGGAUUUCAGAUUCAUGGACCGGGGAUCUAGAAACAGACUCCAGAUCCAGAGCUGCGAAACCGACCCGCCAGAUUUCACCUUUCCCAAUCCCAACCUGCCCAAAUGAAAUAAAAGAUCCCUUUUCAUUUUGACUGUGUAGGUAUUGGAGAUGGGAUCUGUUAACCCCUCGCAGACACGUUGGGUUUUUUCUGUGAUUUUUAUUACAUUGCGUUCUUUGUACUCGUCCCGUUCCACUUACUUUGCUCCGUGC